Messenger RNA from Dreissena polymorpha, 2709 nucleotides. Its product is annotated as polyprenol reductase-like. The transcript has 5 exons. Gene Ontology annotation, cellular component: endoplasmic reticulum. The record is from RefSeq and is a predicted model, not a curated record. NCBI's taxonomy places the organism in Eukaryota, Metazoa, Mollusca, Bivalvia, Myida, Dreissenidae. Gene Ontology annotation, molecular function: 3-oxo-5-alpha-steroid 4-dehydrogenase activity. Bases 44 to 955 code for a protein of 303 amino acids. Gene Ontology annotation, biological process: polyprenol catabolic process; dolichol-linked oligosaccharide biosynthetic process.
GGUGAGCAGAACAAAAUCUGUUCGUUAAAUAAUAUAUAACAAAAUGUUAAUUUCAUUGUGUUCAUUAAUUUGGAUUGUCUGUUCAGUUUGGGUGUUAUUAGGCUUGCUGUUUUACAGUUUUCCAGAAUAUUCACCAGCUGCUAUUCUUGAUUUGUACACUUAUGGCAAGAUUCGCGAUACAAAAUCUAAAGUUUCAGUGACUGAAAGAUUGCUUCUUCCAAAAAGCUGGUUUGCCCACUUCUAUCUGUCAGGAGUGAUAUGUGUGACCACACUGCUGUGUCUAUGCCUAAAUGUAACCUGUCUUGGUGGAGACUUGCCUGCAGUGCUGGGGACAGUGGUCAACAUCUUGAGAAAUCAAGCCAAGGAAAGUUACGGUGAUGCAUUUUCCAACCUGAUAGUUUUAGUGUGUGCAGAUGUUCAGGUUACUCGUCGCUUCUUGGAGUGCCUGACUGUCAGCGUUUACUCUCCUGAUGGGAAGAUCAGCAUAUUGGUCUAUAUAGUAGGCGUCACGUUCUAUGGGGCGCUACCUCUAUCAUCCCUGGCGGGGACCGAUUACUCAAGGUCUAUCAGCGGUACAGAUGCUCUAUCGCUAUUGAGAUGGCAUCACCUGCUCGGAGUAUUGCUCUUCCUAUGGGCCUCCUAUCAGCAGAAUAGAACAGCUCACCUGUUUGCAAAGCUCAGGCAGGACAAGUCAGGCAAUGUUGAGAACACCAGACAUCACAUCCCAAGAGGGGGACUGUUUGAGUAUGUGUCCUGUCCACACUACUUUGUUGAGAUUCUCAUUUACCUCUCUUUCAAUGUGAUCUUCGCCUUCCGCAACGCCAUGAUGUUCUGGCUGUUUGUGUUUGUACUGGUCAAUCAAGUUAUCACAGGACAUUUCUCUCAUCAGUGGUACAAGAAGACGUUUAAAUCGUACCCAAAGGAUCGGAAAUCUACGAUUCCAUUUGUGUUUUGAACAUGCAUGCAUUGGUAACUAUAAGAAUAACUUUCAUUCGCCCCCUACAAGUUCAGAAAUCAAUGAUUCCAUGUGUUCUGAAUGGUUAACCCAGUGGUGGUAAACUGAUAAUGCUUUAUAAGCGGUAAAAUAAGGACGAAUAUAAUCUGUAAUGCCACAAUAUAAAUGCUUUCAACAUCAGUGGUAUAGAAAAAUUAUCAAUAAGCCUGAGCACAAAGGAAUAAACAGUACAGGUCAUCCCAGGCUCAAAAUAUCCUUUAGCCAGAUAUAUUGCCUCUAUAUUGCCAAAAUCUGCUCAUUUUGGCUAUUAUGAGAAUUUUAAUGACGAAAAUGUUGUAGCCAAACAGAUAUAUCUGUAGACAGAUGGGUCACAUUGUAGAUAGUGGAAAAUUUGAUGUAUAGCAGAGUAAGCCCUGGUGACAUUUGACUUUGUAAAUGAGUACUUGACAGUACAUGAGUCACAUUCUGACAAAACUGGGCAUUAUGCAUGUGCGUUAAGUGUCAUCCCAGAUUAGCCUGUGCAGUGCGCACAGGCUAAUCAGGGACGACAGUUUCCGCCUAAAUUGGAUUUUUGAUAAGAUGAGACUUCAUUUAAAAAAAAAAUGUAAUAAAAGCGGAAAGUGUCGUCCCUGAUUAGCAAGUGGGGAUUGCACAGACUAAUCUGGGACGACACUACGAACAUGCAUUAUGCCCAAUUUUCUCAGAACAAGACUCGUACAUUAAAAUUACCCAACAAUGCUGACAUUCUCAGUACCAUUUGCAGUCUGUUAUGCAAACAAAUUCAUUAAAGCUUCAACGUCUCUAAAAUAUAAUCAUAUGAAGUAUAUGUCACCUGAUAAAUAAAAGCUGACCACUUGUUCUUUGGGUUUAAAUUAUUCUUUUUAACAAAAGAUGUUAGUCAUUUUCUUAUCACGAAUUGAUAAACAAAUUUGUGAAAGGGCUGCAGCCUUUCUACUGAAAUGUAAGCAUGGACAUUUUUUUAAAGUAGGCUUAUUAAGAACCUGAAUUUUAUUUUUGCCUCAAAUAAAUGUAAAGCUAUUUACAAAUAUACAUACAGGUAUUUACAAGAGCCCUGAAUAAUAUGAUUUUCUGCUUAUGACUUUGUUUGUGCUAUGCAGUAUGCAUGUUCAUGUGUAAUUGCUAUGCAUAAUUGACUCUGUUUUAUGUUUACUUUCACAAUUCCAUUUGCAUGUUAAUCAUGUUUCAAUCGUUUUGCUGCUGUUAUGAAUUGAGUUAUAUGAUUUGAGCUGCGUUAUGCAAAAAUGGGUCAUAUGCACAUCUGCACAGACUGGUCAAUUGGUACCCUGUUAACUAUGAAGUCAAACAAUGUUGCAUAGUCACAUUAUAGGACAGGGAACAUGUAGCUCCUGACCAGACUGUGCAAAUGUGCAGGCUGGUCUUUAGCAUUAUUGGCAAAAUAUAGCAUAAGACCCAUUAUGGCAUGACACCUCAUUUAUGACAUGCACAUAAUUUUGAAUACAUUGUACUCACAAGGAGUCUUAUUUGUUAAAGGAAACUUAUUGUAUUUUGCAUCUUUGUAUUGUUUUGCCACUGAAAUACAAAACGCAACACGAUCAGCCAGUCCGUUAUUGACCAGUUAUAACUGACGGCCUAUAAAUCCCAGUGCUUUGCCUUGACCAGUGAUUGCGGUGACUUCAGGUUACGGUUUAUUUUCAAUAUUGCAUCCUGCCUAUUUUCAUGUAUUGUAUAGGCUUAUUGUCUUCUUUAUUAAAUAAAAAACUAUUGGGCAAGAA